This is a messenger RNA of Canis lupus familiaris (dog), 2264 nucleotides long. Its product is annotated as minor allergen Can f 2. Lineage: Eukaryota; Metazoa; Chordata; Mammalia; Carnivora; Canidae. The transcript is spliced from 6 exons. Bases 238 to 804 code for a protein of 188 amino acids. Gene Ontology annotation, molecular function: small molecule binding. The record is from RefSeq and is a predicted model, not a curated record.
CCCUGAUGGCAGCCACUCUGCAGGCCAAGGGACACCCUUCACAUCCUUCAGAUACAGGGCAGGUGUCAGGGAGGCUCCGCCAUUCCUGUGGGAGUGAUUCUGAAGGCCGAGGAGGCUGGGCGGGAUGGCUGGGCCAGCCAGGGCGGCUCUUCAGACCAGUGGCUCUGGAGGACGGAGGACGCAUCCCAAGGAGGGACGCUGGCUGCCCAGCCUCCCCAGCCUCUGGGCCCCACGGUCAUGGCCACGCUGCGAGGGCCACUCCUGCUGCUGACCCUUGGCCUGGGUCUGGCCAGUGCUCAGAAGGCUCUGGAAGAGGUGCCGGUAGAGCCGGGGUUUCAGGCCCAGAAGGUGGAGGGCCGCUGGCUGACCAUCCAGCUGGCUGCCAGCCACGCCCACCUGGUCUCCCCAACCGAUCCCCUGAGGCUCGGCCUCCACUCCAUCUGGACCCGGGAUGAGGACGUGGAAUUCGUCUUGUUCUGGACAGGAGACGGGGUGUGCAAAGGAGUGAACGUCACCGUCCACCCAACUGGGCUCCAAGGCCAGUUCCAAGGCUCCUUGGAGGGAGGCAGCAGCAUGCACGUCCACUUCGUCAGCACGGACUACAGCAAUCUCAUUCUCUACAUCCGCCUGGAGGAUGACGAAGAGACCACCAGCUUGUGGGCCCUUCUGGCCAGAAGAGUGCCCGGAGACCCUGCGUGGCUGAGGAAGUACCUUGAGUAUGUCGCCAAGUUCCAGCUGCAGCAAGCCCUAGUCUUCAACCUCGAUGCUCGGUGCCCCCCCGGCCAGAGCCUAGGUCACAGCUGAGGAGCCCUCCUGCCUGGCCCUCCUCCUGCCCACUGCCCUCCCUCUCCCGCUGCCUCCCACCCUCCAGACUGGCUUCCCAGGCCUCCCAAGCCCCCUCCCCACCCCAGCCUGAGCCCGGCCCCCUCCUCAGCCCCCUCCUGGCCUCUCCCAGCCAGGCUCAGGGCAUGACAACGCUGAGCGGCCAGGAGGGGACCGGCAGCCCUCCCCUCCCCCUGCCCCGAGUCCUGGGCCGCAGUGAACACAGCACUGGAGUCCUCCAGGGACACAACCCUGGUAGGGGCCGCCUGGAGCUCCUGUGACCUGCUUGCACCCAGCUCCUGCCCAGGGACAACUCAGAGAGGCACGCUGGGCCCGUCCCCACCCAGGUCAGAGAGUGCGGAGCAAGCCCAGGACCUGCCCGUGCUCCCCAGAGGAGCCAGGUAAACACAGGCUCUUGCACUGGCACAACAGGUGAGCUGAGACAGGCCCCCACCCUGUCCUGGAAGUCAAGGGUGCCUGGGCGGUGUCUGGACGGAAGGCGCCCCCUCUGCCCGGGGAGCCAGGACCACCCACAGAAGGGCGGGCUCUCAGGAAACUGUGUCACGGGCCCCCAUACUACCCACCUGGAAAUGCCAGAGACAGGUAUGACUGGAUCCUGCCCCAGGAACACCCCGGGGCAGACAAGGUCUCCCAGAAGGCCAUGCCUCAGCAAGGCAACACCCACCAUAGCCAAGGGCGAGGUCAGCAGGACCUGGAUAAUCACUUGUGGGCCCCCUCCCGCCUCCCCUCUCCGGGCAGUUGUCCACCUGGUGCUCACUCAGACGCCAGAGACCAGCAGGUGCUCAAAGCACGAUGCUUCCCUGUGAACCAGGAAACCCAAAUCAAGAACUAGAAUGAACCCGGUAUGAUGAGGAAGUGAUGCUCAGACAUUUAGCAAGAAAUCAGCAGCAUUUAUAUGGAGGAAAAAAAAAAAAACAAAAAACUUUUUUAAAUCCUUACUCUGGGACAGUGAAAAAAAUGACUUAAAUAAAUGGAUAUGGGGUAUUUCUACAUCAUCUUCAAUAUCAUGAAUAUUUAAUAAUCCUCAAAUUAGCCUGUCCAUCCCAGCAGUUCAAACAAUACCCCAGUGGAAUCUUUACCCUGAAGUGCAAACCUGAAUCUAGCAUCCACAGGGAAGAACAAAAGUUUUGAAAUGCUUCAUAGAGAAGUCACACAAGUACCAUCCCGUCGUUAACAAGUGUGAACCGACAGCUAUUACGAUUGUGCGGAAUUAGGGGCAGGAAGAAAGAUCUAUGAAUAGAAUCAUGAAAUAAUGCAGGAGGCAACUGGCCCAUCACACAAGGCAUUAUUUAUUCAAUAAACAGUGUUGGGGGGAAAUGGCCAAGAGAUUUGGAGGAAAAAAAUAAGUUUAGAUAUCUAACUCCUUGCAUUGUCUUACGAUGAAUUCCUGUUUGAUUCCUAAUAAACACAAAACCUCAAAA